AGUCCAGUGAGGAAUAACUGUAGAUAAGAUGAGAUGAUGGGCAUUAAGUGUAACUGCUGAGAAGCCUUCAUAGAGGGAAAGGUGAUAAGAACUGAGUUUUUCUGGCAUGAGGAGUUUACCAGGCAGGAGAGGUGGAGACGCUAGGCUAGGCAAAUAGGCUGCAGCCAUAGUUCUGCUGAGAAACAGGUUUUGAACCAAGGCAACUCCAUCUGGAGAUAUGUAUCAGAAAGAUUAGGAGAUAGAAUCUCCAUCUUGGUCACUUAUUUGGUCUUCUAAGACAGCAAUGGGACCGUCUCUUAAAUACUGGAGUUGUCCUAUCUCCUUGGGCUGAUACCCUGAACUGUCAUUUGGCGCGUGAGGCGGGCAGCGCGGUUGAGGCCGAAGAGCUGGUGAAGGGCAGCCCGGCGUGGGAGCCGCCUGCCAACGACACGCGGGAAGAAGCCGGCCCACCAGCGGCUGGGGAAGAUGAGGCGUCGUGGACGGCGCCCGGUGGCGAGCUGGCCGGGCCAGAAGAGGUGCUGCAGGAGUCGGCUGCGGUGACCGGCACCGCCUGGCUGGAAGCUGACAGCCCAGGCCUGGGAGGAGUGACCGCAGAGGCGGGCAGCGGCGAUGCCCAGGCCCUUCCAGCUACGCUCCAGGCUCCCCACGAGGUCCUCGGGCAGUCAAUCAUGCCCCCUGCCAUUCCUGAGGCUACAGAGGCCAGCGGGCCACCCUCCCCCACCCCCGGCGACAAGCUGAGCCCAGCUUCUGAACUCCCCAAGGAGAGCCCCUUGGAGGUUUGGCUGAACCUGGGGGGCAGCACACCCGACCCUCAAGGGCCAGAGCUGACUUACCCAUUUCAGGGCACCCUGGAGCCCCAACCGGCAUCAGAUAUCAUUGACAUCGACUACUUCGAAGGACUGGAUGGUGAGGGUCGUGGCGCAGAUCUGGGGAGCUUCCCAGGGUCACCAGGAACCUCAGAGAACCACCCUGAUACUGAGGGAGAGACCCCUUCCUGGAGCCUGCUUGACUUAUACGAUGAUUUCACCCCCUUCGAUGAAUCUGAUUUCUACCCCACCACAUCCUUUUAUGAUGACUUGGAUGAAGAGGAGGAGGAAGAGGAGGAUGACAAAGAUGCAGUAGGAGGUGGAGACCUAGAAGAUGAAAAUGAGCUUCUAGUGCCCACUGGGAAGCCUGGUCUGGGGCCCGGGACAGGCCAGCCCACCAGUCGGUGGCAUGCUGUCCCUCCACAGCACACUCUGGGGUCGGUCCCCGGCAGCAGCAUCGCCCUCAGGCCCCGCCCAGGAGAGCCAGGCAGGGACUUGGCCUCCAGUGAAAAUGGCACUGAGUGCCGCAGUGGCUUUGUGCGGCAUAACGGCUCCUGCCGGUCAGUGUGCGACCUCUUCCCAAGUUACUGUCACAAUGGCGGCCAGUGCUACCUGGUGGAGAACAUAGGGGCCUUCUGCAGGUGCAACACGCAGGACUACAUCUGGCACAAGGGGAUGCGCUGCGAGUCCAUCAUCACCGACUUCCAGGUGAUGUGCGUGGCCGUGGGCUCGGCUGCCCUCGUCCUGCUCCUGCUCUUCAUGAUGACGGUGUUCUUUGCCAAGAAGCUCUACCUGCUCAAGACGGAGAAUACCAAGCUGCGUAGGACCAACAAAUUCCGGACCCCAUCUGAGCUCCACAAUGAUAACUUCUCCCUCUCCACCAUUGCCGAGGGCUCUCACCCAAAUGUAAGGAAACUUUGCAACACUCCCCGUACCUCCUCCCCCCAUGCCCGUGCCUUGGCUCACUAUGAUAACGUUAUCUGUCAGGAUGAUCCUAGUGCUCCCCACAAAAUCCAGGAGGUUCUCAAGUCCUGCCUGAAAGAGGAGGAGUCAUUUAACAUCCAGAACUCCAUGUCGCCCAAACUUGAGGGUGGCAAAGGUGACCAGGCUGACUUGGAUGUGAACUGUCUUCAGAAUAAUUUAACCUAAAGCAGAGCAAGAAGAGAGGAAGCGGGGGUAGUGGGUGGGGGGUAGGGGAAGAAACAUUAUCUCCUCUUGUACAGAGUCUAUUUCUUGUAACCAUUUGUUAAACUCUUUUCUUUUUCUGAUCUCAUGGCAUGCUUUUAUGUAUUUUGUACAGGAGGCAAAAAAAUACUUAAAAUAAGCAAAGAAACUGAACAGAAUUGCAUACAUUGGGUUGUUUUUUCUGUGCUGUCUGUACAUUGCUUCUGCUGCUGUGAUUUCUAAACCUGUGCUGUUAUUCAACUGACUUUUUUUUGUACUUUGACCCACGUUUUUUUGAAAUACCAGUAAAAAACAAAGUUCUUGAAAUAAAACUUUUUAAAAAGUUA
Molecule: messenger RNA, 2317 nt
Organism: Homo sapiens (human)
Lineage: Eukaryota; Metazoa; Chordata; Mammalia; Primates; Hominidae
Gene: CSPG5
Product: chondroitin sulfate proteoglycan 5
Exons: 5
Coding region: 669-1955 (428 amino acids)
Biological process (GO): signal transduction; regulation of synaptic vesicle exocytosis
Cellular component (GO): synaptic membrane; Golgi membrane; extracellular region
Source: RefSeq, marked reviewed